GUCGGACCGAUGACACGCGGCCCUAAAAAACCACUAUAUAUACAGUGCGGCGCCCUCCCCAAAUCAAUGCCGAUCGCAUCGAUCUAUCUAUCAGUGUCGAUCGAAAACGAAUCGAAUCAAAUCAUGCAGCAGCUAGCUAGCCGCGCGCGCAUCGCCGCCGCCAUGCGCGGGGGUGGGGCGGCGGCGGAGGGAGAAGGAGAUCUGCCGGAGGACGUGGUGCUGGAGAUCCUGGCGCGCGUCCCGGGCGUGGCCGACCUCUUCCGCUGCGCCGCCGCGUGCCGGCGGUGGCGCGCGCUGGUGUCCGACCGCUCCUUCCUCCGCCGCCGCUGGCCCCCCGGCGCGCGCCACCGCUCCUCCCUCCUCGGCUUCUUCUUCAACCGGGAGGAUCCCGCCCCUGCUACCAUGGCGCCCGCGGAGGAGAACUUCGUCCGUGCGCCGCGAUCUGUGCUCCGUCCCGGUUCUCCGUUGCUAUCCACCUUCGUCCCCGGCGCCGGCAGCGCCGGCAUCUUGGGCCGCGCCGCUGUCGUGCCGCUCGCGUCGCACGGCGGGCUUCUCCUCGUGCGUCUCGUCGACGGUACUGCCGUCGUCGACCAAGAAGAAGGAGAAGAACCGGCCGCCGCGGCCCUUGACCGCCUGGCCGUGUGCGACCUGAACUCGGGCGCGUGCCACGUGCUCCCGCCGCUGCACUGCGGCUGGUUCUUCGACUACUUCGCCACCAGCGCCUACGCCGUCCUCCCCGGCUCCUCCGCCGACGACUCUUCCGCGGCCUCGUCCAGCUUCAAGGUGCUCGUGAUCGGCAUCAACGAGGACAAGCGGCAGUACUACCUCCGCACGUGCUCUUCUUCUUCUUCUUCUUCCUCCGGUUGCUGGAGCGCGCCGAGCAAGCUGUUCGACCCGAUAGAGCACGGCAUCUUCGGGCCCAUCAAGCAGCGCGACGCCGCCGUCAUCGUGUCCGUCGACCAGCGCGGCGUCCGCCAUUACACGGCGCACUGGCUGCUCUGGGACCUGGCCCACUUCCACGCCCUGGACGUGGACGCCGCGACCGGCGAGGCCUCCCUCCACAGGCUCCCCGUCCCGCCGCGGGACCUCCCGUUCCACCUCUACGACAUGCCGCGCCUCGCCGCCGCGCCCGACGGGGCCGCGCUCUCGGCGCUCUGCCUCCUCAGGAACGAGGGCCGGCUCCGCGUAGAGGUCUGGACGCGGCGGCGGCGGCAGGGGGAAGACGGCGGCGGAGAGCUCUCGUGGCACCAUGGUAGGGUGGUCGAGCUGCAGAGUCGGUCCAAGGAGAUGGACGGGGCUCUGUGCGUGUGCUUCGGGGAGAGGAGCGGCACGCUGCUGGCCAGGGACCGGGAGCGUUGCCUGUACGUCGCGGAUCUCGAGAGCCGUGGCGGCGCGAUAAUGGAGGAGGUGGCGACGGAGCUGCGGGUUUCCGGUGGGUGCAAGACGGCCAUCGCCGUGGAGAUCGAUUGGCCGGCCUUAUUCGCGUGCCGGCUCGGUAGGAAGUAACCUACAGUGUUAUCAACCCACGGGGACGAUCAUGUUUGAUUCUGGGAACACUGUUCCCCGAGAGGCAUCGAUCAACUCCAGAUCGAGAUCACAGCUUCUGUAAUAACCGAGCACAGCAAAACAUGUAUGCUUGUGUUUGUAGUACACUUUGUACCACGAGGGUUCUUCAAUGUACGAUUUUUUAUUAAAUUUUUCGCCAAUAUGAUUCGCCUUUUCA
Molecule: messenger RNA, 1723 nt
Organism: Brachypodium distachyon (stiff brome)
Lineage: Eukaryota; Viridiplantae; Streptophyta; Magnoliopsida; Poales; Poaceae
Exons: 1
Coding region: 10-1506 (498 amino acids)
Molecular function (GO): protein binding
Source: RefSeq, a predicted model, not a curated record